UUUACGGUAACAAGAAACAAGUGCGCGUUUGACCAGCCAUGGGUUUACAGGAAGUGUUUUUAAAAGCUUGUUUAUAAAAUAUUAUUGUUACUGUAUUUCAUAAUGGGAGAAGACGGGGUUUUACAGAAGCUGGGGAAUAUGAAGGCGUUGUUGGGAAUCGUAGCAGGAGCAGGAGCUUCGUAUGGGCUGUACAAAAUGUUAGUGCGCCCCUGCAGAGAAGAUCCAGAGAGAAAGAAAAUCAAGGCGAGACAGAGUGGGAAUCUGCAGCCAGGAAGUCUGAUGGCCAAAGUGUCUGGAUUUAAUGUCGUUAGUGGGAAUCUGAGCGCAGAAGUUGCAUCAAGUGAAAUUCUCUCCAAAUCCCCCAGUAGUCUGGAGCCUCGACACCUCAGCAUGCUUCUGUCUGUCCUACAGAGCAGCCCGAACCCAACCGAAAGAAAACAAGUCCUUAUAACUUUAGGAAACGCUGCAGCUUUUACAGUGAACCAGGAUCUCCUUCGUGAAUUUGGAGGUCUUCACGUCAUCGCCAGCUUCCUUUCUGACCCUGAACCUGAUGUCAGAGUGCAGACUCUGAACGCCUUGAAUAACCUGAGCAUGAACAUCCGCAAUCAAGAGCAGCUUAAGGUCUAUGUUCCGUCAGUGUUGGAGCUGAUCGAGAUGUCCCCUGUGAACUCGGAUCUUCAGCUGGCAGCGCUGAGGUUACUGACAAAUUUGACCGUCACAGAUGAUCAUCAGCAUUUACUGAAGAGCUCCAUCACACUCCUCUUGUCAUUACUUGUAGUGAGCAACGCCAUUCUUCAGAUCCAGGUUUUGAGGGUUCUAGUCAAUUUAUCGUCUAAUCCAGACAUAAUGGACGACAUAGUACAAGCCCAGGCCCCCGCCUCCCUAGUGCUCCUCUUUGAUUGCGGCACAAACACAGAAGUGCUGCUUCGGCUUCUGGUCUUCAUAGGGAACCUGCGGGCCUGGAGACCAUCUGCACAGGUGGCUGAAGCUCUGAGGACGCGACUUGACUCCCUCUACUGUGUGCUGCUAGACAGCUGCUCUAAGAUCCACAGCAGACUCCCUCUACUCCUCUCCCACCCCGACGGAGAGGUCAGAGCUCAGGUGGUGCGGCUCCUCGCUUAAACUCUCCUCUGGACUCCGCCUUGAAAUCCAUCAGACAUGCUGUGACAUGAUGUGCGAGAUCCAGUCUCACGUUGCCAGUGCACCUAGAAAUACAGCUGUGUGUGUUCAGUGGGAUUACGUCUCGUGAUUCAGUGUUUGAUGGAUACAAAUAUUUAAUGAAGUAGUAAAGUAAAUAUAAUGGGUUAUUAAUAAUAAUAAUAAUAAUAAUAAUAACCCAACAAUAAUGGAUCAAUAUGAAAUGAAAAGAAUUCUGCAGUGUUUUCAACCUAAACUAUUGACUCCAUAAGGGUUUCUUAAGGUUUACUUGGAUUGUUACCGGUUCUAGCUUUUUAAAGGAGUUCUAAGUUUCACUGAACCCUUUACUGUAGAGUUCUAAAGUUAUGGGUUCUCCUACAGCAGCAAACCAAAGAACCCCUAGAACCUUUUACUGUGAUUACCACAUAAGAGUUUUUGACAUAUUUCCUUAUUGAGAAAAGAACACAAGGCCUUCCUUCCAGCCAGCCGUUAUCUUAUCCGCCAGGGUCGCAGAGGAAGCUGGAGCCAAUCCCGGCUGACUUCAGGCAAGAGGCAGGGUACGUCCUGGGCAGGUCACCAAUCUAUCACAAAGCUAACACAGAGGCGAACAACUAUUCACACUCAUAUUCACACCUAUAGGCAAUUUGGUUCAAGUUUGUCACGUAUUGGGGAAGCCAGAAACAGUUUUGGGCCCAAAAGGUUGCCAGUUUGAUUCCCUGGACCAGCAGGAAUGGCUGAAGUGCCCUUGAGCAAGGCAUCUAACCCCCAACUGCUCUCCAAGUACUUCAGCACAGGUGCCCACUGCUCAGGGUGUGUAUGCUUACAUCCCCAGAUGGGUUAAAUGCAGAGAAAGAAUUUCACAUGACAAAUAAAGGCUUAAAAAACGUACAGAUUGCAGUGUACAAAGUACAAUGAAAUUCUUACUUGAAUGCACCUCAACCAACCAGACAAUAAGUGUCCGACAAGUGCAACCUUAAACUGCAAAGUACAAAAUACUGCAGCAUAUAAGAGUAGCCACUUGACUUUAACCACGUGUCUUUGGAUUGUGGGGGGAAACCGAAGCAAACACAAGACACAUUUACGUAAAAGAAGAAGAAUCCUUUGAGAGCACAGCGAAAUUCCUCCUCUUCAUUUAACCCAUCUGAAGCAGUGAACACACCCAGAGCAGUGGGCAGCUAUGCUACAGCACCCGGGGAGCAGUUGGGGGUUAGGUGCCUUGCUCAAGGAACUUCAGCCAUGAUACAGAGGGAGGGGGAAAGUGCUCCCCCAAGGGUGCUUCUCUAACCUUUAGGCCAUGGCUGCCCCCCAUAUAAUUAAAGCCUAUGAGCAGUUGUUGAAUUCUGUCAGUAAACAUUUAAAAUACUUAACAGUUAUUCCACAAAAUCGAGUCGUACAUGAGCUGAUAGCUGAUGAGGCACGUAGCGCCAGGUCGGCUAUAAGCCAUGUAUGACGAGAUUGAGUGGAAUAAUUAUUUUAUUCCAUCCACAUUCACUGGAUUUUGAGAAACGGAGCAUUUUUAUUUUUUGCAAAUUUGAUCAAUAAAAACUUUAUACAAAACGUCCAAUAAAAUAGUUUCUAAACAAACCGGUGAAAUGACAGUAGCAAUUUGUGAAAAAUGCGAUAAUUCUUGAAAAAUAAUAAAAAGAUACGCUCUUACCGUCAAAUACUUCUAUUCAAUAUUUUGUUGCUUUUUUGUAUUUUUGGGGGGUUUCUUCUUCUUUAGGCUUUUUUUGGCAGUUAGCAAACCAAGUUAUAGGUGCAUUACCGCCACCGACUGGGCUGGAGUGUGGAACAGGCGAUAUGGGGGCCUAUAUUCUUUUAGCUAUUUCUCAUUCAUCUCAUUAUCUGUAGCUGCUUUAUCCUGUUCUACAGGGUCGCAGGCAAGCUGGAGCCUAUCCCAGCUGACUACGGGCGAAAGGCGGGGUACACCCUGGACAAGUCACCAGGUCAUCACAGGGCUGACACAUAGACACAGACAACCAUUCACACUCACAUUCACACCUACGGUCAAUUUAGAGUCACCAGUUAACCUAACCUGCAUGUCUUUGGACUGUGGGGGAAACUGGAGCACCCAGAGGAAACCCACGCGGACAACAUGCAAACUCCGCACAGAAAGGCCCUCGCCGGCCACGGGGCUCAAACCCGGCCCUUCUUGCUGUGAGGCGACAGCGCUAACCACUACACCACCGUGCCACCAUAGCUAUUUCUUUUUCUUUUAAAUACUUGAUAAUUUUCAGGGGGUUGUUUUCGAGUAGAGCUUUCAUCCUUGGUUGGUUCAGCAACACACUCCAACAUUUUGUUUUUCUGUACUCACGGUGUAUGAGCUGAUUGGGCGGCAUGGUGGUGUAAGUGGUUAGCACGGUCGCCUCACAGCAAGAAGGUUCUGGGUUCAAGCCCAGCGGCUGGCAGGGGCUUUUCUGUGUGGAGUUCGCAUGGUCUCUCUGUGUCUGUGUGGGUUUCCCCCACAGUUCAAAAAGACGUGGUUAGGUUAAUAUGGGAUGGCCUUGGGCUGAGGUGCCCUUGAGCAAGGCACUUAACUCCCAAGUGCUCCCCGAGUGCUGUUAGCAUGGCUGCCUACUGCUCUGGGUAUGUGUGUGCGCUCAUUGCUCACGUGUGUGUGCACUGCUUUUGAUGACUUUUAAAUGCAGAGAGGAAUUUCACAAGCGUGUGAUGAAUAAAGUUCUUCUUCUUCUGAUAUCCUAGUAGUAGAGUAGCCAAUCAGAGCAUGCGAUUGCUCAUAUCCAGUGACUGUGGAUAGAAUAAAAUAAGAUUUGGUGUUUGGAUGAGAGAUAGCUGUUAUAUAGUUUUGCGUAACUACAACUACUUAUCUGUAGUUCUGUAAUUCGUUUUUUGGGAAUCAAUUGUACAGGUUUGAAACUUCGUUUCCAUAUAUCAUUGAAUGAAAAAUGAACACGUUCAAGUAUUUUACAAAAAUACAUACUCUGCAUAACCUUUUGUCCACCACCGAAACUACUGAUUAAAUAUUAUAAAAGCUCUGCGGUAUUCCUUUAAAAUACAUUUUGGGUCGGUUAGCAGAAAGGUUUAUUUACAUCUGAAAGUGAAGCCAUUCCUUUUUAUCAAGCUUCACUCCUUUGUGCCUGCGUCCCUCCUGGAAAGCAGCAAGGGAAAUGGACAAGCUCAGAGUAAUGAAAGCAAACAAGAUACAGACACUGUAUACAAACAGUUGAUAAGUUAAAAGGAAAAACUACUGCCUCUGUUACGCUGUCGAGGGCACUUAUUUGUCCCCUUAGAGAGGAGUGUCACCGCUAAUUAAUACAACAUUGUUCCUGUGAUGAAACAUUUCUGUCCUGAUAGGGAGUGGUCUCUUUCACGAUGACUCCGCCCCACCUCAGUGCUCACCGGAUGGUUUCAUCUCAUCUCAUUACCUCUAGCUGCUUUAUCCUUCUACAGGGUCACAGGCAAGCUGGAGCCUAUCCCAGCUGACUACGGGCGAAAGGCGGGGUACACCCUGGACAAGUCGCCAGGUCAUCACAGGGCUGACACAUAGACACAGACAACCAUUCACAUUCACACCUACGGUCAAUUUAGAGUCACCAGUUAACCUAACCUGCAUGUCUUUGGACUGUGGGGGAAACCAGAGCACCCGGAGGAAACCCACGCGGACACGGGGAGAACAUGCAAACUCCACACAGAAAGGCCCUCGCCGGCCCCGGGGCUCGAACCCAGGACCUUCUUGCUGUGAGGCAACAGCGCUAACCACUACACCACCGUGCUGCCCCGGAUGGUUUCAUAAAGAUGAAAAUGAUGUAGGCUGAAACGUAAGCCGUGGUCUUCAAAGUCACCACACCUCAACACAGUUGAACACCUCUGGGAGAUUUUGGACCAAUUUAGACACUAAUUGAGGGAUUCUAUUUUGGAAGAAUGGUGUUCGUUCAUUUAGUACACUUCCAGAGGCUUGGAAGGUGCAUUAAAACAGUUCUGGUGACACGUGUUUUUUCCUUUAAUAUUUCACCUGGCUCUAAAUAUGUUAUAAUAUUCCUCGGGCUCGUUUCAGUGGAUAGUGUGUGCUCAGUGAAUGCCUCCUGAGAGAUGCCCCUCCUUUGCCACAUAUCAAGUUGCUAGAACCAAAAACCUUUUCUAACCAAUGAAUGAGUCUUUCACGCUAAAUGGUCUCAUAUACACAAAAUGCUUCCUGUACCUUUGCUUUUCUUAGCUAAUCAUAUAUUGCAAAAGUAAGAUAUGCUUGAAAUAUCUUUGUGAUGGACAACAGAUGCACUUUGGCUGUUUGAUUUUUUUUCCAGUGCGGUGUUUUGUUGUUGUUUUUUUCUGCAUGUGUUUGCAGUGCAGUUCAAGUGUUUGCUCGCUUAUGUGUUAAUUAAGUCUGCAUUAUAAGCCAGGUGUUUAAUUAAUGCAUCUGUUUGGUCAUUUAUAUUACUGUAACUGGAAAAGCCAGUAAUGUGAAAGUCUAUGAAUUGUACCAUAGUGAAUCUUAGUCGAUUGGUUGUCCUGUGAUCUGCUGCACCUGUAGGGAAAAUGCAUUUUUCUGAGUAGCAUAACAUGACUGCCACUGCUGUUAAUGAUUGGUAAAUUCGGGCUCAUUUUAAUGUUUGUAUGAAAAUAUUUGAAAUAAAUUAUUUUAUUAUGGAUAACUCA
Neoarius graeffei (lesser salmon catfish) is the source of this 5751-nucleotide messenger RNA. RefSeq names its product armadillo repeat containing 10 (gene armc10). Gene Ontology annotation, molecular function: protein binding. Bases 103 to 1122 code for a protein of 339 amino acids. The record is from RefSeq and is a predicted model, not a curated record. Gene Ontology annotation, cellular component: mitochondrion. Lineage: Eukaryota; Metazoa; Chordata; Actinopteri; Siluriformes; Ariidae. The transcript is spliced from 6 exons.